GCAGAAGGAGGAGGAGGGGGCCGAGUCUGAGUCCUUACUGGGACGUCCCACUGGAGAUGUGCUGCGUGUGAAGUGGAGAAGCUGUCAGAUCGUCUCGGGCCGUGAACACAGCUGACUUCUCUCUGGGUGUCUCUGCUCUGAAAGGCUGAAGACUUUGAAGAUGAGGGUGUGGAUCGUCUUCCUCCUGUGCCUGGCCGGCCACGCCAUGGCAGCUCCUACUGAGGAGGAGGCCAUUGUGGAGGAUCCCAUCGUGGAGGAGCCUGUGGUGGAGGAGGAGCUGGUGGCUGAGGAGACCUUUGAGGAGGAGCCAGUUGUUGAGGAGCCUGAGGUGGGGGCCAACCCGGUGCAGGUGGAGAUCGGAGAGUUUGACGAAGCCAUCGAGGUCGUUGAGGAUGUUGUUGCCGAGAAUCCCUGCCUGAACCACCACUGCAAGAAGGGCAAAGUGUGCGAGGUGGACGACAGCAACACCCCCAUGUGUGUGUGCCAGGACCCCACCACCUGCCCCGCCGCCGACGGCGAGUUCGAGCACGUCUGCGGCACAGACAACAAGACCUACGACACCUCCUGCCACUUCUUUGCCACCAAGUGCACCUUGGAGGGAACCAAGAAGGGACACAAGCUGCACCUGGACUACAUCGGACCCUGCAAAUACAUCGAGCCCUGCAUGGACAGCGAGCUGAACGAGUUCCCUCUGCGCAUGAGGGACUGGCUGAAGAACGUCCUGGUCACCCUGUACGAGCGCGACGAGGAGAACAACCUGCUGACCGAGAAGCAGAAGCUCAGGGUGAAGAAGAUCUACGAGAACGAGAAGAGGCUGCAGGCUGGGGAACACUCUCUGGACCUGCUGGCUCACGACUUCCAGAAGAACUACAACAUGUACAUCUUCCCCGUGCACUGGCAGUUCGGCCAGCUGGACCAGCACCCCGUGGACGGAUAUCUGACCCACACUGAGCUGGCCCCCCUGCGUGCCCCCCUCAUCCCCAUGGAGCACUGCACCACCCGCUUCUUCGAGGAGUGCGACUCCGACAGCGAUAAGUACAUCGCUCUGGAGGAGUGGGCCGCCUGUUUCGGCAUCAAAGAGCAGGACAUUGACAAAGACCUGGUGGUCUGAGCGGCUGCGGUCGGACCCCUGCCGGGACUCGCUGCUGCCCCCCACAGUUAAAAACAGAGAAUUACAGUAAAUUGGUGCUAAAGGCUAAUUAUUUUUGUUUGUUUGUUUUUUUUUAAUUAAGACCUUUGCUUCUUAUACCACUAUGAAAGGAUUCCAACCGAGACGUGCACAGUCUGUACUAACAAGAUGGAGUAAAGAAACGCCGCGCGCUCUGAUGUAAAUGUUUUCUGGGUUCUGAUUGGCCAACCAUCUAAGGAGACACAAAGUGUAAAGUGAAAAAAUAAAGUGUGGAAAUAAACGCUCCCUCUGCUUGCUUCCUGCCCGUCAAACCUUUAGUCUUUGCGCUCCUUCAGUGGUGUGUGUAUGUAAGUAUGUGUGUGGGUGUCUGUUCUUAAUACAAGCAAACGGGUAGAAAGCAGAAAUGUUGGGACGUCGAAACGUUUUGGGGAAAAUCUCGCAGGCUGAGAGUUUGUUACCAUGUUUCUACUGAGAGAUCGACUCGUCUGUCUCCUGAAUAAAAGACUCUGAAAAGAA
Molecule: messenger RNA, 1645 nt
Organism: Salarias fasciatus (jewelled blenny)
Lineage: Eukaryota; Metazoa; Chordata; Actinopteri; Blenniiformes; Blenniidae
Gene: sparc
Product: secreted protein, acidic, cysteine-rich (osteonectin)
Exons: 10
Coding region: 161-1111 (316 amino acids)
Biological process (GO): anatomical structure development
Molecular function (GO): collagen binding; calcium ion binding; extracellular matrix binding
Source: RefSeq, a predicted model, not a curated record